AUGCUCACACUAAUUGCUUUAAUAUGCAAGAGUUCUAUAUUUGGUUCCGGUCGACAGGCCCUUACAGUUGAGAAAAUGACUAGAGCUAAUCUUGAAAGAGACUAUUCUACAACAAAUCUCGAAUCAAUCGCAUGGCAAGUAGCAAACGAUUUUCAUCUCGAACAACCUAAUGUUGUCAAUUAUUUCCAACGUUCCAAAUGGGCUCAGCUUGCCAAAAAUCUCUUUUUCAGAGUUGAUUUCAACCAAGUCGAUGGACAUGAAAAAGCUGUCUAUCUUGGUGGCAUGGUUAUCAAGAUUACUAAGUCCAACGGUGUUUACACUGUCAAUUGUCGCCAAGCAACUGUCCGUGGAACCGUAAGAUAUGCAGUUUACAUUCCUCGUCGUUCUUUUAAUGCCCCAUUUGGAGAGAAAGCUGUUCCUAAUAUAAGAAGGACAGUAACGCCUUCUUAUCUGCUCUCAGGCGAAGAAAUCACACAAAUCUAUAACACUUUAUACAGCCAAAUUAAGGGCCAACUCAACGCUUACAAAGCAAUUUAA
Messenger RNA from Trichomonas vaginalis G3, 537 nucleotides. RefSeq lists its product as uncharacterized. Lineage: Eukaryota; Parabasalia; Trichomonadida; Trichomonadidae. The transcript has a single exon. The record is from RefSeq and is a predicted model, not a curated record. Bases 1 to 537 code for a protein of 178 amino acids.